AUGGCAUCUACCCAGUCAGCCACAAGCAACGGUCCGCAGUCUACGGCUUCUGGGAACCGGUAUCUUGAGCUGCCUCCGUCCGUCGCCGAUCUCUACAGACUCGCCAUCACGCAAGGGCCUGGAGCUGCCAUCCAAGACGCGUACCAAGACAUCCAAGCUACCUGGUAUCAACGAUGUAGAAAUUUUCUUGAUAAAUUUGGGAGCCUUCGAGCGGUCAACGCACACAUGGAGAGACGCCUUGGUAGACGCGACGCAACAAUCAAUGCGCUUGCGGAAGAAUUGUCCAGGACAUGUGGUAUAGAGGCUACACUGCGUGAAAGUAACACUGCUCUGGCGUGGAAGGAAAGGAGCUUGACUGUAGAAGUGGUGAAGCUCAGGUCCGAACUCAGCGGUCAAGCAGAGAAGCUGAGCGCUGCACAGGAUGCAGCGAAGGCUAUCAUGGAGCAGUCACGCACAUUUGCCAUGUCUGACGAUGACAUUCGAAUGAGACUCGCAGCUGUGGCCGCGGACUGGCAGGAUUGGGUCCGACAAUAUGCCCACCGAGAUGUUGCCCUGAUCCAGUCACUGUCCAGAGAUGACAAGACACUCCUGGAGAAUUCGGUGUCUGAGUUUGCGAUUCUCGACACCAACUGCUUGCAAGAAGUUCUUUUUCAGGGGGCUCAGACGAAGGGCACACCAGGCUUAUUCUUGCAAGGCAUGCUGGCCAGCUUUAUGUCUGCCACCAUGUUCAAGUCUCCUGAGACCGCGUUGCGACUCGUGGCAACCCAAGUCGGCGGUAUUCACGACACAGAGCAGGAGUUACAGACUAAAGCCGAUACGAUCUCGGAACUUCUCAGAGUCCUAACCACAACCGACGAGAAAGGCGGUCAUCAGACCCGUGCGAUGAUCAUCCGCACACUCAGCGGUUUGUUGUCGAGCCAUACUGAAGGCUCUUCUUCUGCCCAAGCCGAGAACCUGCACAAGGCUCAGCUACAGAUCAGCAGAUGCUACGCAGAGGAAUUCCUCAAAGGAGCUGCACGGUUUCUGUGCAAGGAGCUCGAUGCGGAGAACAUGGAGCUACGCAAUGCGCGACUAGCCGAGCUCGUCGAGCAGGCUUUGAUCAUGUCAACUCAGCUUUGGAGCCAGCGGUCAAGAGUGUAUUGUGGCACUAUGGAAUUCUUCGAUGCGACAAUCCCUCAAGAUCAGAACCAUACCGAACCCCACAAGUCCCAGAUCCGCCUUGUCGAGGAAGACGAGGCCGCGUACCAUAACUUACCUCUCGGUAUGGUCGUUCAGCCAGCGAUCCUCGCUAUUGGCACCGAGGAUGGUCAGAGAUACCACGAGGUUACCCGUGUGUGGCUCAAGGCGCAGCUCUGGCGCAUCCCACAUCCCACCAUGUGA
Molecule: messenger RNA, 1380 nt
Organism: Microdochium trichocladiopsis
Lineage: Eukaryota; Fungi; Ascomycota; Sordariomycetes; Xylariales; Microdochiaceae
Exons: 2
Coding region: 1-1380 (459 amino acids)
Source: RefSeq, a predicted model, not a curated record